This is a messenger RNA of Trichosporon asahii var. asahii CBS 2479, 1755 nucleotides long. RefSeq lists its product as uncharacterized. The coding region runs from base 1 to 1755 and encodes 584 amino acids. Gene Ontology annotation, molecular function: carbohydrate:proton symporter activity. Gene Ontology annotation, biological process: transmembrane transport; carbohydrate transport. The record is from RefSeq and is a predicted model, not a curated record. The transcript has 2 exons. Gene Ontology annotation, cellular component: membrane. Lineage: Eukaryota; Fungi; Basidiomycota; Tremellomycetes; Trichosporonales; Trichosporonaceae.
AUGAUGAUCAAUCAGAACAACGAGAAGUCGAUCGCCAAGCUCUCGCAGGGCGGCGUUCCCAGCUAUGCCGGCCUGACGGGCAACGCCCUCCUGGCCGCCGUCGUUGCCACUGGUACCGUCGGUUUCGCCCUCUUCGGUUACGACCAGGGCCUCAUGUCCGGUAUCAUCGGUGCUGAGCAGUUCAACCGCGAGUUCCCUGCCACCAAGCAGCACGCCGUCGACGACGUUCACGGCGGUACCAUCCAGGGUACUGUCACUGCCGUCUAUGAGGUCGGCUGUUUCUUCGGUGCCAUGGGCGCCUUCAUCAUCGGUGAGCGCAUGGGCCGUCGCCGCAUGAUGCUCCUCGGUGGUCUCAUUAUGAUUAUCGGUACUAUCAUCACGGUUACUGCCUUCGGUCCUGGCGACAGCUCUGGCCGCGGCAACGUCGGCGGUUUCGUCCAGUUCAUCAUCGGCCGUGUCGUCACUGGUCUCGGAAACGGUGCCAACACUGCUACUGUCCCCUCGUGGAUUGCCGAGACGUCCAAGGCGCACAACCGUGGUUUCCUCAUCUGUAUGGAGGCCUCGACCGUCGCCGUCGGAACCGUCAUUGCGUACUGGCUCGACUUCGGUCUCUCGUACGUUGACACCUCGGUCUCGUGGCGUUUCCCCAUUGCGUUCCAGAUCUUCUUCGCCCUCAUCCUCAUGGGCGGUGUUCUUGUUCUUCCCGAGUCGCCCCGUUGGCUCCUCCGCCACGGCUACGACGCUGAGGCCACUCGUGUCCUUGCCGCUCUCGAGAACCGCACCACCGACGACGAGGUCGCCGUUGAGGCCAAGACCCGCCUCGCCCACUCGCUCGAGGCCCAGGAGAACAUGUCGACCGGCGCCCGCGCCCUCUUCAUCCAGGGCAAGAACCAGAACAUGACCCGUAUGCUUGUCGGUGCCUCGACCCAGCUCUUCCAGCAGAUCGGAGGCUGCAACGCUGUCAUCUACUACUCGACUAUUCUGUUCCGCAACCAGAUCGGUCUCGAGGGCCAGCUCCCGCUCAUUCUCGGUGGUGUUCUCUCGGUCGUCUACAUGAUCUUUGCCCUCAUGUCCUUCCUGCUCGUCGAGAAGGUUGGUCGCCGCAAGCUCUUCUUCAUCGGUACCUUCGGCCAGGCCGGCUCCAUGUUCAUCACCUGGGCGUGUCUCCUCGCCGGUGGUCCCGAGAACGCCAAGGGUGCCGCUGUUGGACUCUUCCUCUUCAUCGCCUUCUUCGGUGCCACCUGGCUCCCCCUUCCCUGGCUGUACCCCGCCGAGCUCAACUCGAUGCCCGUCCGUACCCACGCCAACGCUGUCUCGACCAUGACCAACUGGAUCUGCAACUUCCUCGUCGUCCAGGUCCUGCCGACGAUGACCGCCUCGAUCAACUCGUGGACCUUCUUCCUCUUCGCCAUGGCCAACGUCAUCUUCCUCCCCUUCAUCUACUUCUUCUACCCCGAGACGUCUGGCCGCUCGCUCGAGGAGUUUGACGUCCUGUACGCGCACUCGCACGCCGUCGGCCGCCGCCCCACCGUCGUCGCCAAGGAGCUCCCCAAGCUCACCGACCACCAGAUCGAGGUCAUGACCGACCGCUACGACCUCCACAACAACCGCAACACGGGCAAGGACGUCGAGAACGGCGUCGACACCUCGCUUCCCCCCGCCACGGGCGAGAAGCACGUCUACGACUCGGCCGACGACACCGUCCCCAACACGGCUGCCGGAUCCUCCGAGGACCUCGCCCACAACAAGGCCUAA